GUGUGAUGCUGGAGCUGGGAGGGUAGCCAUUCUUACGAGUGUGUGUGUGUCCCUGCUCGCUGGCGGUCUGUGUGUGACAGUGAGAAGGAGAUAUCUUGAGACACCGGGUAGGAAAGGCAGUGGAAGACUCUUUAGCUUUGAACUGAAGCUCAACAUUUGGACUUGGUGCCUAAGUACCACACACACCUUCAUAUACACAUUAUGGAGAAGGUGUGUGUGUGUGUGUGAGAGAUGUCAAGACAUUCUCCUCACCUGUGAGAGCAGUAACAGUUUCGUUACCCCGAGGGGGGGGGGGUUUGCGAUUGUCACUGGGGAUCUUUGCUUGGGUCAUCACCGUCGCCGGGUGCGUUGCCAGGUGUGUUGCCACGGCGGCACCAUGUUGAGGUGUGUUAUCCAACGGGCCAGCAACCUGCGGGAGAAGGAUGGUCGCCUUAGUGAUCCUCUGUGUGGAGUCAUCUUCAGAGGAUCAAAAAAGAAGACAAAAGUCAUUAAGAAUAACAUAAACCCUGUCUGGAAUGAGGGUUUUGAGUGGGACCUGAAGGGAAUUCCUCUGGAUUCAGGAGCUGAGCUUCAUUUGGUGGUCAAGGAUCAUGAGAAGAUGGGGAGGAACAGGUUCCUGGGGGAGAGUAGAGUGGCUCUCAGGGAUAUCCUCAACUCCCCUAACCUGGCUGCUAGCUUCACUGUGUCCCUACUGGAUACCAAGAGGAACAAUACUGGGGCCACACUGAGCCUGCAGGUUUCCUACAUCCCUCCCCCAGGAAUGACUCCUUUCUUCCAGCCUCCUCCUCAGCCAGAGGCCAGGGAGAAACCCGUGGAGCUGGACACUGUCACAGUCUUCUCGUUGGACACCAUGGGUGAGGAGGACACAGAGAGCAUGUUGAUGAUGGAGCAGACAGAUGACCCAGACACCGGGAGUCACCAGGGGCCCCAUCAAGGGGGCCAGGGCGGCCAAGAGACCCCCACAGGUAACCACCCCUGA
Messenger RNA from Salvelinus namaycush (lake trout), 979 nucleotides. RefSeq names its product dysferlin-like. The record is from RefSeq and is a predicted model, not a curated record. Bases 377 to 979 code for a protein of 200 amino acids. The transcript is spliced from 6 exons. Lineage: Eukaryota; Metazoa; Chordata; Actinopteri; Salmoniformes; Salmonidae.